CAAUUACAACGUUGACAGCGCGUGACCAAGACAACUUCCUGAGAAAACGAGAAGGUCGUGUUUAGGAGACGGAGGCAUUCAUAAUUAAUAGGAACAAGAAGAAUAACAGCAGAUUGAUUCAUUACUACAGUGAGAAUGAAUUCGACACAGCUCUGCACUUCAUUCUCAAAAAGUCCUUCUUCCUCCGAUGGAGACUCCAUGGUUCUGUGGCACAUACAGAUAGUGUAUAUAACGAUCGUCAUCAGCAUAGCACUCAUUGGAAAUUUUAUCAUCUUCACAGCGAUCUGCAGCAUCAGACGUCUUCAUACAAUCGAUAAUGUGUUCAUUGCUAACCUGGCUGUUAGUGAUUUUCUCUUCACGCUCAUUGAAACAUGUUCCAACACAACCCGGAGGCACAAUGAGGCCUGGAAACCACCCCACGACUUUGUAUGUUAUGUAAUAAUGGCAUCAAGUGUCCUCUGUGCGUCCGCUUCGGUGUUCACUCAGACAGCAGUGGCUGUCAAUCGACAUUUCGCCAUUACGCGGCCGCUCCAGUAUCCAAACUUUGUUAACAAAACUAAAAUAUAUAUUUCCAUUCUAAUAAUAUGGAUCUUUGCAAUCGUUCUCGCCUCCCCACCGUUGAUUUGGCGACCUCAUAACGUUAUUUGCGGUGAAGUGGAGUCUUAUGACAAAAGCCCCACUUUUGAGAAGGUCUACAUGACUGUAGAAUGGAUUUUUAUCUUCAUAAUCCCGUUUGGAACCAUGUCGGCCAUAUAUUUUAAAAUCUAUCAAAUCGCUCGGAACCACGCCAACCGAGUGAAGCCUGGUACGAGCGAAGAGUCUGCCUCACGCACUGGCACCGGCGGUAGUGUGAGAAGAAUUCAGAUAUCAAAUUUCAAAAGACAGUUAAAAGCUGCCAAAAUGUUGGUGACCAUCGCUGGUGCCUUCCUGGUCAGCUGGCUUCCAUUCUUCGUGACCCUUACGCUGUGGAAGUUUCAGAAAGGAAUACAGAUAAAUCCUAAAGUUUUCACCAUAUUCCUGUACGUUGUUUACACUUUACCCGCCGUUAAUCCUGCAAUUUACGCCUUUUGGUCAAGAGAUAUACGAAAAGGGAUAAAACAGCUUUUGUUCUGUUGCAAACGAGACAGGUAGGAAACAUAAAAUCAGACGAGUGAGGGAAAGAACGAACGAAAAAGGUAUCCUUCGAGCAGGCCUUUAUAAGCCGCUCGGCACGAGGAGUUCUGCGCCCGCGAGCGGCACGAUGGGUUCUGCGCCCGCGGGAAAGUAUGAGGACUUGAGCAACGCGAGUUGUUGAGAGGUUUACAAGGAGCCUAGCCGGCCAGAUCACAGGCAUACCACAAAUCUUCCUGCGGGCAGAGAAAUGCGUAUCCUGCAGAGCUUGAUACGAUGGCCUAUCCAAAGGGUACGAAUAACGCAAAAAAUGAACGUAUAAUUGAACUGGCGCGAAAGAGACUGCCAAGUAACCCUGCAUUAAGUUAAGGAUCCUUAGCGAACUUAACUCUAGGUCGUGAACGAUCUGGAAACCGAAAGAGGACACUUUUUGGCCACACCUUUCAAUUUAUGCUUAUAUAUGCGCGAGUUUUAGGAGUCUUCACUGAUGCAGUUAUUUAAAGAUGAUUUUAUGAAAGAUGUAGUGAAAUCUUCAACUUGAUAUAAGGUGCAUUCUUUUCAUUCCCGCAAGCAAACAAAGUUUUCAGUUUUUAUCCCUGAAUAAACCAAGAUUGCGAGCGCAACACACGAAAGCGGCUGAAGUUCAGCAUUGUUGUCCUUCUCAAAAAGUCACCCGACUUGAUUGUUUAUAACAGAUGAUGAUGAUGAUGAUUAUUAAUCUCGUACCCAGAUCCUACCUGUAACUGUAACUGUUACUGAAAUGCUUACGAUUGCUUGGCCGUGUAAGGUCUGGGUACGAGACUAGGUAAUAAUGAUGAUGAAGAUAAUAAUGAAAUAUAUGAUAAUUAUGAUAAUUAUUGCAUGGUCAGUUCUGGUCUCACAUCUCCUAGUUGACAGAAUCAUUCUUUUCCAUCUCACAUAAUGUAG
This is a messenger RNA of Pocillopora verrucosa, 2037 nucleotides long. The record is from RefSeq and is a predicted model, not a curated record. NCBI's taxonomy places the organism in Eukaryota, Metazoa, Cnidaria, Anthozoa, Scleractinia, Pocilloporidae.